AUGGUCACCACAAACAAGCAGCAAAAUUUUGAUGUCGUCGACACAUAUAAGCGUCUGCUGGCCGACGACCCAGACUUGACCAUGCCCGUCGCCGCCAUCGAAGCCCUUGUCCUUGCACUUGCUCAUACUCCCGCCACCACUGUCUCGGAAACUCUGGACCUGCUGUCCACCCUCACCGCAGAGUUGAAGGCUCGCAUCCCCAACCCCAUCUCUCUGUCAGCCGGUACAGACUUGUUCCAGCGCUAUAUCAUCACCACACUGCAGAAGCCCACCGCUGGUCGCAACAGCGACUUCGACACAAUCCGCACUCAUCUGGUUCAGAACGGUCGCUUGUUCGUCGAGCGCGCAAAGGAGGCUCGUGACAAGAUUGCUGGUUUUGGUAGACACUUUGUUCGCGACGGCAAUACUGUCUUGACAAACGGUGGUUCGCGUGUCGUCGGUGCUCUCUUACGCUCAGCCGCUGAGACGAGCGCUGGCUUUGGUGCCCAAGGCAGCAUCCGUUUCCGUGUCAUCUAUGUCGUUUCCGACUCGUCAGAUGCAGAGAGCAGUGACAACAUCGCUCAGUUGCGCAAGCUCGGCAUUCCCGUCGCCACAAUUCCUCCCACCGCCAUUGCAUACAGCUUGAACCAGGUCUCGCAAUGCUUCGUUGGUGCCGAGGGUGUCGUUGAAAACGGAGGUAUCAUUAGCAGGUUGGGCACCUAUCAGAUCGCAAUGCUGGCCAAAGCUGCCAACAAGCCCUUCUACGUUGUCUCCGAGAGCCACAAGUUUGUCAGACUAUACCCACUCGGUCAGACAGAUUUAGGCAUCGACCAGAACAUUGUCGAGUUCAAGACAACCGAGGACGCUAAUAGCAUUAACGGAAGCGUUUCUGCAAAGGACGAGGGUGUUGCCGACAUGGAUGUCCAGUCUGAUGCAGGCGUUUCAGAUAGCGUCGCCAACACUGAUGCUGUUGACUUUACACCCCCUAACCUGAUUUCUGGCAUUAUUACCGAAUCUGGUGUUUUGCUGCCAUCCGCAGUCAGCGAGGAGCUCAUCAAGAUCUGGUUCUAA
Messenger RNA from Aureobasidium namibiae CBS 147.97, 1050 nucleotides. RefSeq names its product translation initiation factor-like protein eIF-2B subunit alpha. Bases 1 to 1050 code for a protein of 349 amino acids. Gene Ontology annotation, biological process: translational initiation. The record is from RefSeq and is a predicted model, not a curated record. Gene Ontology annotation, cellular component: eukaryotic translation initiation factor 2B complex. The transcript has 2 exons. Lineage: Eukaryota; Fungi; Ascomycota; Dothideomycetes; Dothideales; Saccotheciaceae. Gene Ontology annotation, molecular function: guanyl-nucleotide exchange factor activity; translation initiation factor activity.